UUUUUUCAAACAUUAAUUGUGACACCCUAACCCGGUCGGGUACUACUAUUACUAAAAUGUCCUUGAUAAACCGUUAACCAAAAUAAAAAUCAAACAGACUGGGAAAAAUUAGCGGGAAACUUUAUUUAAAUAUCCAUAAUAAAUACGUUGAAAUUCAAAUAACAAUUUCUUGAAAUUUGCAUAAGAGGAAAUCAUAAACAUCUUUAAUAAAUGUGCAUCAAGUCUCAAGCCCUACUUAGUACACGAGAUUAAAAUCUUCGCACUAGAGUCCUCUACAGCCAUUGAUCCUUGUCACGAACUGUUGAACUUCUGCCAUACUCUAGAGCUUCUACAAUUCCUGAAUGCGGGCGAUGGGGUCAGUCCUAAUCCUAAUUUCGUUAUCAUACAUAAACAGACAGUCAUGCACAUGCAAUGCUUUAAGUACAUUAUUGGGUAUAUUAUUAGGAGUCCUUGAACUUAUGAUUCUUGUUUACUUCAUAAGUGUCUUGCGUAUUUUAUCUUAACAUGGGGCCCCUUCCUCCACUUAGCUAGAGCCCUGCUCGGCCACCUAAACGUGAUAAACAUGGACCUCCAUCACUGUGGGAGGUGAAUAACGUGAUAAUCAUGGACCUCCAUCACUAUGGGAGGUGAGGUAACCGCGCGCUAGCUAGGCGACCGUCCGGUACCUAAUACGUGAACUUGAACAUGGACUCCUUGUCUGAAGGAGUGGGUAGUAUACGUGGACUUCCUCACUCUAGGAAGUGAGGUGGCUGCGUGCUUGGCUAGUAAGUGAGGUUUGAUCUUUUUCUGACUUAUUAGCUUGAUAACUUAAUGUACUUGCUUGAAUCAAUCUCUCACACGAUGGAGAGAUGCACUUAAGCUUAUACUUGGUUCCUUAAUUUGAGAAGUUUGAGCUUACUUAGGGUGAUCUCUCCCACAAGGGGAAGAUCUGAACUUAUUAACUUGAACUUGAUUAGCUUAGAACUGAACUUGUAUUUGCUUGACUUACAACGUAGUUUAUUGAUGCUUCAUGAUGUUAUGCAUACUUAACAUAAAGACUGAACGUAAACAAAGUAACUUAACAUGAAAGCAUAAAGAAAUAAAAUAACAUAAACAAGAAGUGAAAUGCAUAACAUGAACGUAAAUGGAUGAUAACGAACUACUCUAGCCCCCUUUAACCACACACCUUAUUUCUCAAAUGGCUGACUUUGUCGGAUAUCCCGACUGAGUUUGAUCCAGCCCCCACUCGAUAAUUGGUACCCGCCAACACUUCUUGAUAUCCCCAAAAGUUGCCGCGGCGCAUCCCGUAGCAUUUGUUCGACUUCGUUCCACAUCAACAUAGAAUCAUGCCUUGCCAAUUGUAAUGCAGCAAUCGUACCCAGCUUUCCAUCAGUUAGUCACUAUAGUUAAAUUCCCCUUGACUUAUUGACACAUUCAUUGACGCACCCUAAUUUCUUAGAACAAUGAACCUGAAUCGAAACAAUGAACCUGAACCGACCAACAUUUGCUAAAAGAACUUGGAUUUCUCCACACAUAUAAUUCCAUCCAUCCAUCCAUGCAUGCAUACGCAUGAGGUUCCACCUACUUCCCCCAGCAGGAUCAUUUCAUAAUUUGCUUAACUUUUAUGCAUUCAAUAGUGUUACGUGAGUCCUUAAGUUGAAGUGAAAAGGAAGGUACAACUCCUUACCUCCAUCGUCCAGUCUGAAUUCGAACCUCGUCUUAGGCCAUCGUGCGACAGCGACACCGUCAUCUCCUGCCCGUACGUCAUGUACUUGAUACCAGCAUUCUACGCACGCCGUCGUGGUCAUGAGCUUCUCCACCAUCGUCAAUAACUAUGUUUUCCAAAGCGUCGUCAACACCGAAAGCCUCGACUAGGCUGCUGAUGGUCACGUUCUCUCUUUCCCUUGCUCCCUUCGAUCCCUUCUCCGCUACCAGAGCCUGCGCUGAUCGAGCUUUGAUGAUCGGCGGAGGGUGUUUAUGAGAAGAACAAUGGUGUGAUCUAGGGCUUUUAUCCACCGUUAGUCCUCGGAUUUCCUCUAGGGUUUAGUUUAGAGUAAAUAUAUAGUCAGUCAAUUACUAAGUCAUGGAGGGUAGUUUAGGAUUUUCAAAUAUAAGGAAGGACCGGGUGUUACAUUAAUUAUUAACCAAACAUUUUUUGUAUUAAUUUUUAUUAUCCAAACCUAUAACCUAUUGAAUUACUAAUAAUUAGUCAAAUAAUAACUUUCAAUUAGCAAUUUUGCUAGUAAUAUUGACUUGACAACAUGAUAGUAACUUGGAAGAUACACAUGGAGGCCAACACUCUAAAAAAAUUUAGUAUUUUAAAUAAGAAUAGAGUUACAAAAUAAUUAGCGAUAACGUAAGAAUGACUAAUAUUUGAUGCAUUACAAAAAAUUGACUAAUUAUUAGUAGUUUAUUAUGUUUGGCUUAUAAAAAAGAUUGCUAGCAUGAUUUGGCUAAUAAUCAAUGUUUACCUUUUUCUUUAUGUGCUAUUAAAAGAGUUUGUCGGAAAGAAAAAAUUCACUUCAAAACUGAAUAUGAUAUUCCAAACUAAAUAUGGAACUGCUGUGGAAAUCCGGGGUGAUAAAUGGGUGCCGGAGGCAGAGGCGGAUAACUUUCUAGUGACAUCGCCAGCCAUGAAUCUGGGUAUUUUUUCUAGAGUGUCAGAACUAAUUGAUCAUGAGAAUGGUACUUGGAAAUCUAACAUCCUACAGGAGUACUUCAAUCCCAUAGAUCGAGCCAGAAUCCUAAGCAUCUCACUUCUCAGAGUAGCUAGCCCUGACUAUCAGGACUGGUAUUUUGAAAAGAAGGGGUUGUACUCCUCAAAAUCUGCCUAUUAUGCGUGGAAAGCAAAGGAAAUGGAGGAGGAAAUAGCGGAGGAACAAGGCGAGCUCUACAUGAUAUUUUACUGACGAGUAAGAAUAUAGAGAAGAGAAAAAGGGAGGCUGCGAUGGAAUGCCCAUUUCGCAAUAUGGAAGAAACACACCAACACAUAUUCAGGCACACUGUGUGCAUGGGCGAGAAGAGCAUGGACUCCUACUGAGAUGCGAGGGUUUUUCGAAAGAGAAUCCACACUAUCGAGUUAGGCUUAGUUCUGUGAGCUAGCGGAGGAAGUGGAUGAUGAUGUGUUGGCUAAAUUGACAAUGGUACUAUGAAACCUAUGGAACGAACGCAACAAUCAUCUAUUCAACAAAAAGAAAGCAUAGAAGUGGGAAAUUGUGGGCAACGCGCUCAAGUUCUAGGAAGAAUUCAAAGCAGACAGACAGAAAGAUGAGGGACAGACAUUGAGUCAGAGGCAUAAAUGGAUGAAACCGUCGCCGAGAUGGGUGAAGGUAAAUGUUGAUGCAGCUAUGUUUGUUGGGGAAGGUUCUAGAGCAGGGGUGGUAGUGUGAGAUGCUUAUGGUCAAUGCGUGCUAGCGGCAGUGUAAAGGGAGCGUCACCAAUGGAACCCGGAGGUGGCGGAAGCCACUACAACAAAUUCGACCUAUUAGAUACUCAUUUUGUCAUAUUAGGUACUCAUUUUGUCAUAUUAGAUACUCAUUUUGUCAUAUUAUACCUAAUAUGACAAAAGGUUUGUCAUUUUAUCGCCGGCGGGAUAGGUCAAAUUUGACAAACAUUUAAAACAAAGUUGUGACAUUUGCUCCUCGUCCUACACACCUUGAGAGGAUUUUGGACAAACCUGAUUCAUACAAAAAAAAAAAGACAAUGCACACAAUUAGAAUUUGGAAAAGGCCAUUUGACAAUUUUUAGAGGACUCUGCAUAAACAUCAACAAGGUAAGACACUACCCAAAAAACAUAACCCUUGGAACACAAAUCCACUACCCAAUAAACUGCAAAAGAGAUCUGCAAACCAAUCACCCGUAGGUAAAUCCCUCAAUCUAAAUCCCUAAAAUCUACAUCCACAGUUUAAUCGGGAAUAGAGGAUAGAGUCGGGAAAGAUGGAUUAGAAGAAUCUCACUUAGAUCUGUCAACUUCUAAAGCCAGAAAUCCAAGCGUCAUCUCGUCAGUUCUUUCGCCAUCUUCGUCGCGUUCAAAGCUGCCUUGGCCGGCGUCUCGUCUCCUACGAGAUACCGUCACCAGUGGGUGAUCGGAGAAUCCAAAUAAAAAAAGUGUCAGAAC
Molecule: messenger RNA, 4096 nt
Organism: Linum trigynum
Lineage: Eukaryota; Viridiplantae; Streptophyta; Magnoliopsida; Malpighiales; Linaceae
Source: the annotation of a GenBank genome assembly